AUGAAAGAUCAGAGAGUACUACGGAAAGCACAGGAAGAAGUUAGGCAAGUGUACAAUGGAAAAUCUAAUGUGAAUAAAUCUGGCCUCCACGAACUCAAAUACUUGGACUCGGUGGUUAAAGAAAGUCUAAGGUUACACCCUCCGGUCCCUUUGUUGGUUCCUAGAGAGAGUCGGGAGAAGGUUGAGAUUUGUGGGUACGAAGUUCCGGCUAAGACCAAAGUCAUAGUCAAUGCUUGGGCGAUUGGGAGGGAUCCCCAAUAUUGGAAAGAGCCAGAGAGGUUUUAUCCUGAGAGGUUCCUCGACAAUUUGAUUGAUUACAAGGGAAACGAUUUUGAGUUCAUCCCGUUUGGAGCAGGAAGAAGGAUGUGUCCUGGAAUGCAUUACGCGUCAACUUUUACUAAGUUUGCCUUGGCUAAUCUGCUCUAUCAUUUUGACUAG
This is a messenger RNA of Linum tenue, 438 nucleotides long. The record is from the annotation of a GenBank genome assembly. NCBI's taxonomy places the organism in Eukaryota, Viridiplantae, Streptophyta, Magnoliopsida, Malpighiales, Linaceae.